UUCAGCAGCACAGCAGCGUCGCGUCUACCCACAGCUCCAGGAAUGGACUGACUUUCUAGCUUCACCACCACUGACAAAUCCACUCUGUUUCUUCACGACUCCUCGGAUAAACGUUCAGAGUUUAACUCAAGCCUGGGAUCAUUUUUUAAUUUGACGUCGACUAGCCGUCUGAGCGACAACACAGGCUGUCUUUUCACUCGCGCGACUUAUUUGUAGCCACUGGACGAAACUGGAUUGAACUUAAACGAACCCGCAGACAUUUUGUUAUUUCUGAGAAUUAUAGCGUUUCUCUCUCUCUCUCUCUCUCUCUCUCUCUCUCUCUCUCUCUCUCUCUCUCUCUCUCUCUUUUUUCAUCAGUCGCAGCUGGUCGAAGCGAGCGAACUGAAAGCUUUAAAGGACCGCCACAAGGCGAAGGAAGAAACCAUUACCCUCACUGCUCGCCCACUAAAUCCAGACACCACUGUGUUCAUAUCGUUUUUUAAUUUACCACGCGUUAAAGGCGGAAGGCUCGCAACUGCGAUGGAUCAUUUUGACUGACAGCUUCUGAAGAAUUAGCUAGCUUAGCCAGUGAGGAACCAGCGCUGGUGGUGGUUUCCUGUUUACAGACGCAGUAAAUACGGGCUCGGGACAGGUAACCGUUACAGCUGAAUGGUCUUGCAUCACCCAGACAAGACAGCGACUGUUUUACCUUGCAAACGACGGCAAAGUGCAUCACUUAUAUUCGGCUUAAUUUUGGAGUGGGGGUUGCUGGCUACCGUUAGCUAGCUAGUCAUCCUGCUACCGCUGGACAGCUCCUGUGUACGGCAGGGCUAACGUUAGCUUUGGACAAAGGACCAACGCAAGGAAAAAUAUAAACACAGGGCACUCAGUCGAUCGUGUUUGGGAAGGAAAGCUACAAACAAGGAAUUGACAUGAUGUUUCCACAAUCAAGACACUCAGCUUCAUCGCAGCAGCUGAAAUUCACAACCUCGGACUCCUGUGACAGGAUCAAGGAUGAGUUCCAGUUCCUCCAAGCACAAUACCACAGUUUGAAGCUUGAGUGUGACAAGUUGGCCAGUGAGAAGUCAGAGAUGCAGCGCCAUUAUAUCAUGUAUUAUGAGAUGUCCUACGGGCUCAAUAUUGAGAUGCACAAACAGGCUGAGAUAGUGAAGAGAUUGAACGGGAUCUGCGCACAAGUCCUCCCCUACCUGUCUCAGGAGCACCAGCAGCAGGUCCUGGCAGCCAUAGAGAGAGCCAAGCAGGUCACCCCCCCAGAGAUGAACUCCAUCAUAAGGCAGCAGCUCCAGGCUCACCAGCUGUCUCAGCUCCAGGGCCUGGCCCUGCCCAUGACCCCCCUGCCGCUGGGCCUGAGCCAGCCAACCCUCCCCGCCGUCACCACCUCCUCCGGCCUCUUCUCCCUCUCCUCUCUGCUGGCCUCCCAGGCCCAGCUGGCCAAGGAGGAGAAAGCUUCGCGUGACGGAGUUGACAGCCACCGCGAGGAGGACGGAGACAAGUCUGAUUAGAUGGUGUCCCCAUUCAGCUCUGUUUUUGUCCAGAGACCUGAAUCCCCAGAUCUGAGCCCCCUUGGUCUACAGCCUCUCCCCUGGUCUCCCUCUCUCUGACCUUAGCAACAUGGGCUUCAAUCCCAUCACCACAGCUCCAGCUACAGGCCCCUAGCCAACUCUGGCACCCGCCCCUUAUGUCAGACUAGUCCUGAUCGCUUCAUAUUUACCAUCCUUGGGUUGUUUCUUUAUUCUCCCUUCUCUUAUCACCAUCACAGUGUCUCCUGUGUCUUUUCUCCAAAUACAGUCUCUUUUUUUUUUUUUUUUUUUUUUGUAUGUGAUUAAGCUUGUUAUUUUUACUACUUUUAUUUUUUACACUUUCUUACUGCUUUCUAUUCCUGUUCCUUCCUGCCUUCCUGUCGCUCUGUCUCUCAGUUCUUAUUCCUGUUGAGUUUCUGUUUGUUUUUUUCCCUCAAUGCCUCUCUUCCUCCCACUCUCACCCACCUCUUGCCUCUGUUCUACAGUAAGCCUGUCCUUGUUAUGCAGGACUGAUCCUGAGACUCAACGCACUGUACUGUAGGUGUUAAAACAAGCUAAAUGUUAAACAGGGAUUCUUUGGCAAGCUGCAACACUUGUCAGACACAACACAGGAUUCCUACAAACUUCAUUUUCCCAAGAAAGAGGAGUGUGGAGAGUGGCAGAGAUCAGUAGUGGUUAUAGUUUUGGCAGUACAGAUUGCAUGCAUUCAUUCCAAGCUACAAGUUGGUUUUGAGUUUAAACGGUGGAUUGCUAUGGAUCAGAGAAAUGUUUAAAUAGUGCCCCGACUAAAGAGCGAAACCUCCCAACGACGCGUCCUAACCGAAAACCAGCAGACGUGUUGUAUUGAGAAGACAAUUUGAGAGAUUUCUGUAUACUCCUAAAUUUAUACUGAGAAAGGAAAAGCACCUUCUUAGAGCAAACUUCAUGCUGAGAGCUGUCAGAUUAGAGAACAAACCCACCUAAUUUAGUAAUCUCCUCCUCCUCUCCCCCCCCUCCCUCCCUCCCUCCCCGUUUUGCAAUCCUUGCCUGACCCUGUGAGGUACGCUACAUAAAUCUACCCAGCACCUUAACUGAAAGGCACCAUUUUCUUCAGUAGUUAAAUAAACAGAGAUGUCGUUUGCCUCCUGCACCCCCCACCACCUUUUGCAUCUUUAAUGUGCACUAAUAUUAGAGCAGGUUACUGAGUGGGGAGUGUGCUUGUUGUGUGUUUGACAGCAGAGGGCAGUGUGUAUCUUCCAGAGCAAACAAGGACAGGACAAGUACAGGCUGUGUCACAAGAGGGAAUGGCUUAUUUAUCCACUCUGUGUGUACAAACUUAAUAUACAGAGACUAGACUGGUGACAUUAAUCUCCGCAUGCAGUCAGUCCCAGUCUCUGUCAGGAUCCAGGUCUUGAGAACCAUCUCAUCUCAGCGAGACACAGAAACACAGCUGGACCCGUGCUUUUGAUCCCUCUGUAAAUCCUGAUUUAAAUACUAUACAUUUUGAUUCACUGUACAUAUACAGGUCUGUCACAUAUCAGACUCCCACUACAUUACGCAGGCGGUUUAACACCUACGUGCAACGCUUAGUGGGAAGUCUCCAUGACCUAACAAAAUGAUAUCGGUGCAGAUCACACGGAUGAAGCGCAAGUGUCCUCCACAGCAGCUCCUAUGAGUUUAUAAAAAAAAUAAAUAAAAAAAAAACUCCCCCGCAGCUUCACAGGCCCUGUUUUCAAUUAGCUUGUCUCAUUAGGCCUCUCGUCAGGUGGAAGUUGGCUGGAACUAUGCUGGGAAUAAUGGGAUGUCUCCACACUCUGACUGCGUUUUGAAAUCUCAGUGUCAGAAUUUUAAUAACUCCCUCAAAAAUUCCCCGGUGGCCCAGUGGUUAACACCCGUAUCAAAUAAUCACUACAUCCCCAGUUUGAUUCUGGAAGUCGGUGCAACACAACAAAAACACACUAUAGUCCAUUUCAUUUGGGUUUAAUUACUUAACACUGAACGUGAGGCAUCCAUGUUCACAAGUCGGAUAUGUUAAAAACUUUCAGAAAAAUUCUCCUCAGUCCUACUUACAACAACACUUAACACUAUUUACAGGUUGUAAACCGUAACCCCAAUAUGACACAAACGCACCAGAACAGUGAAACCACUAGCAGUUUGAGGCCGAUUCUAUGUGUAAACACCCUUUCGUGGCUGGACUAUGGACGUGUAGAGCCUUUGACGGGUCUAGUAGCAGCUUAUUUAUACAAGAUGAGAUGAAACUGAACAUGGACCCCUCUUUAGCGGCAAACCUACGUUUCUAGGAGAGGUAGCCUCAUUGGUGAUCAGACCCCCCUGACCGUGGCGCUGUUGAUCCACACAUGAUUAUUUUUUUUUUUGGCGGCGGUGGCCUGUGUUUGUGCGAGUGUUAAUUUGAAGACAGCCCGUCCAUGAAGUUGUUUUUAUACCAAAUCCACAGACAUAGAGAGACACAGAACAUACACACACAUGCCUUUUCUUAGCCUCCCCUCUCUGAUAUAACGGCUACACUGUAAGAAUCAAUUGAUGUGAAGUGUGAAAUAAACAAUACUUAAAAAAAAAAACACCACCACUCAAAACGGUAUUUGGCAUGAUGAUGAUGAUGAUGAUGAUGAUGAUGAUGAUAAAGCACAUUGUAUUGUGGAAGUCAUUUAGAAAUCAAAAGUAUACAAAUUGCACGUUAAGGCAUUCAGAAUAAAACCCUUAAUGUGUUUAAAAGUUCAGAUGACCUGCCGUCGGUGACAUUGGUGGGUAACCCCUUGGAUGAUGCCCGUAGUUGUGUAUGUGCGUGAACACAAACGAGGUGUGUAUAAACAGUUGUACAGGCUUGACACACAGAGAUGAAAUGUUCUUACUACAACUAAAGCUAACAUGCUAUUCUGCUUGCGAAUUAAGCUGGCAGCACAUCGUCCUCCCACGCGCUGUAUGUGUCUGGCUGCAUACUGUACUCAUCGUAGUGAUUGGCAGAGCGUGUAGACAAAGCGACACACACACACACAUAAACGCACACAUCAAUGCAUGUUUGCGGGGAACCCAAGAUUGAUUUCUUUGUAGUGGAGACAUUUUUUUCAAAAGAAUGUUUGGUCCAAACUUUGUGAUCAAUGCACUUGUUUUUUGUUUUUUUUGUUUUUUUACCCUCUUCUCUGUUUUUAAAUAUUAAUCGAUAUGAACUAGAAUGAGAGUUACAAAGCUGACGUUAUAAACAUACAAAUGAAAUUCUAUGUAUUUGUUAAAUGUAGUUGGAGGCGCUCGCCUCUGUAUACAGUUAUACAUAGAAAGCUUUAUGUGUAUAUAGCUGCAUCUUUUCUUGUCUGUCCUGGAUGAUUUUUUGUGCUAUUGUGUUACAAAACUGAUGUGACACCAGGGGGGAAACUGCAGUACGUUGACCUUUUGCCCUUUAACCCCUCCCUUCUUUUCUGCCCCCCGCCCUCCCCCCCCA
Messenger RNA from Perca flavescens (yellow perch), 4953 nucleotides. It is a transcript of the gene tle5, whose product is annotated as TLE family member 5, transcriptional modulator. NCBI's taxonomy places the organism in Eukaryota, Metazoa, Chordata, Actinopteri, Perciformes, Percidae. The record is from RefSeq and is a predicted model, not a curated record. Gene Ontology annotation, molecular function: transcription corepressor activity; protein binding. Bases 912 to 1502 code for a protein of 196 amino acids. The transcript has 7 exons. Gene Ontology annotation, cellular component: transcription regulator complex; nucleus. Gene Ontology annotation, biological process: negative regulation of canonical Wnt signaling pathway; regulation of DNA-templated transcription.